Messenger RNA from Vicia faba (fava bean), 1482 nucleotides. Lineage: Eukaryota; Viridiplantae; Streptophyta; Magnoliopsida; Fabales; Fabaceae. The record is from the annotation of a GenBank genome assembly.
AUGAUAAGAAUAAACAAGGGAAAGUGGUUUGGGAACCCAAGAAGAAAAUCUAAAAUGAGGAGGCUUAGUUCGCUUUACAGUGGCCAUAUCACCAAUACUAUAUUUCUGGUUGCACUUCUUCUGUUACACUUACACAAUUCCUCUACUCAACUUAUCCUUGCAAAUUCUACUUCCAUCGUCAAGUUCCUUCCUGGUUUUCAAGGACCUCUUCCUUUUCUACUAGAAAGUGGCUACAUUCAAGUUUCUGAAACUGAAACUGAUGACACAGCUGAAGUUUUCUAUUAUUUUAUAGAGUCUGAGAACAAUCCUAAGGAGGAUCCUCUCUUGCUUUGGCUAACCGGCGGUCCUGGUUGCUCCUCCUUUACUGGUCUAGCCUUUGAAAUAGGUCCAAUAACAUUUAAAAACGAGGAAUACAGCGGAAGCUUACCGAAUUUGGUAUUGAAGGCUCAUUCAUGGACAAAGGUAAGUAGUAUUAUAUUUUUGGAUUUGCCUGUUGGAACUGGAUUCUCUUAUCCCAAUACAGAAAAUGCUGCUCAACAAAGCACAUCGAAGCUUGUUCGCAAUGCUCAUCAAUUUCUUCUAAAGUGGCUGAUUGAUCAUCCAGAUUUUAUCUCAAAUCAAGUGUACAUUGCUGGUGACUCGUAUUCGGGCCUUCCUGUCCCAAUUAUUGUUCAAGAAAUUUCUUAUGGAAAUGAAGGUGGUUUACAACCAUGGAUAAACCUUCAAGGAUACAUACUAGGAAAUCCUGUAACAAAGGUGUACAACAAAAAUUACCAAAUACAAUUUAAUCAUGGCAUGGCAAUUAUUUCUGAUGAACUUUAUAAGUCGCUACAACAGAACUGUGGAGGCCAGUAUAGAAAAAUAGAUCCUGAAAACGUGCUUUGUCAAAAAGACAUUCAAUCCUACGAAGAGACUAUUUCAGGAGUGAAUGUAGUUCAUAUUUUGGAACCAGAUUGCGGUGUUGAUUGGCAUGAUUCACGUGAACUUUCUAGAAAAAUGCUUCUCAUUACAAAUGCUUCUCUCAAACUGCCACCUUUAAGCUGUCGGACUUACGGAUAUUUCCUUGCUGGCUAUUGGACUAACAAUGAGAAUGUUCGCAAUGCAUUACACAUUAGAAAGGGAAGUAUAAGGAAAUGGAAUCGAUGCAAUUAUGGCAUCCCUUUUAAGCACGAAAUUAUUAGCAGCUUCCCGUAUCAUGCAAAUCUUAGCAGAAAAGGCUAUCGUUCAUUAAUAUACAGCGGGGAUCAUGACAUGAUGGUUCCAUUCUUGGAUACUCAAGCAUGGAUAGCAUCUUUAAACUACUCCAUAGUGGAUGAUUGGAGGCAAUGGUAUUCAGAUGGUCAAAUAGCAGGAUACACAAGAACUUACUCAAAUCGAAUGACAUUUGCGACUAUAAAGGGAGGAGGACAUACAGCUCCGGAGUACAAGCCAAAAGAAUGCUUCGCCAUGUUUAGUAGGUGGCUAUCUAAUAAGGAACUCUAA